CCGGCUAUACAAAACUUCGUCCUUGUUGCUGAAAAAAACUUUUGAAGAUGGGGGGUACAGCUUUGUACAUUCCUUGCAGUAAAGAAAUAUUUAAUUUUCAACAAAAAAUUUAGUUCGAAAAAAUCAAUUAAUAGAAAAUAACACGUCGAGAGAUUCCAUCUUUAUUCAGACAUGAAGAUUGAGUACAUCUUAUCAAGUCAAAUUAUAUUAAUAGCAAUUGGAAAAACCGUAGGAUAUGAUUUCAAUCCAAUUCUUAUUGUUGACCAAGGAACAAAUGUCAUGAUAGAGUUAUCCAGUAAACAUCCUUACUGUAAUAUCCAAACUGAUAGACAUCGUAUAAGAAUAAAUUUGCGAAUGGCUGAUGUUUCAAAGGUAUACAGAGUGCCAGAAACGGAUAUAAUGAAAUAUGUAGAAAUAUGCAAAAAUAAAACAGCCAAUGCAAAUUUACAAAACAUAUUUAGUUUUCCAGGAACAAAAUGGUGCGGACCAGGAGAUACUGCAAAGAGUAACAGAGAAUUGGGAGUUUUCUUUCAAGAAGAUGAAUGCUGCAGAGAGCAUGAUAGCUGUUCAAGAUAUAUUGAUACAGGUGUUUGCCGAGGAGGUGUGUGUAACGACUCUCCAUAUACCAGAUCCCAUUGUGAGUGCGAUAAUAAAUUUAAAACAUGUUUACAAAACCUUAGAAGUCCAGUUGGUAACUUAAUUGGAGAAAUAUUCUUUAACGUUAUUGGAAUGACUUGUUUUAAAGAGGUGCCUCCAUGUAAUGUCGAGGAUCCAAAGACCAGAUUAACUAUCACACAAGAGUACAUAACGUCAUAUUUUAAUGUGGGAGGACUUAAUUGUAGCCUAGAAUUCAAGACGACAAGCCAGUUUAAGCCAAAGAAACCUUACAAACACUCGAUUUUAUUAAGUAUUAAAAGAAAACAUUUACUUAUAAUUCAAACAUUAUUUAGAAAAAAUUAAUAUUGAAACAUUUCAUUCAUACAUAUUAUAUUUUAAAAAUGACCUGUCAAACCUUUAUUUUAUUUUGUUUCCAUGUUUUCUUUCAGUCUAUAUAGCACGAGAGCUAGCAACGUCGGAAAAACAGGUAUUUUAAGAGGGGUGGAACUCUGUAACGAAAUAGCGAUCGGUAGCGAUGAAGAAUACUGUCGCUUGCCGUUUAGUUUGUACGGCCAAGGUCAGUAUUCUUUAUCGCUACCGAUCGCUAAUUAGUUACAGAGUUCCAGCCCAGUUGAUAUAUCUUUUAACUGGCUGCCCGUAAACGUUGCGUUCCGCAUUGAAAGAAGAUUCUAUAUUUUUAUUAGUC
Messenger RNA from Sitophilus oryzae (rice weevil), 1303 nucleotides. RefSeq lists its product as uncharacterized. Gene Ontology annotation, biological process: phospholipid metabolic process; arachidonate secretion. The transcript has 7 exons. The coding region runs from base 172 to 960 and encodes 262 amino acids. Lineage: Eukaryota; Metazoa; Arthropoda; Insecta; Coleoptera; Curculionidae. The record is from RefSeq and is a predicted model, not a curated record.